ACACACACACACUCACUCACACACAGAGAGAGAGAAAGAGAGAGAGAGGGAGAGUGAUUGGAGAUUCAUCCAGGCGCUCAGGACGCACAGACUCAGUUGCACAAUCAGAAGCUCCAACUGGCUCCAAGCAGCAGAAGACCCUCAGCACCUCGGCUCCAUCCAGCUCUCCCUGCAGGAGGACAUCAUCUGCUCUUCAUAACACUGACUGUUGUGAGAAGGAGAACCGGAUUUUUGAGGAGCCAACAAAUCCAUCUUUUUUUGUCUUGACUUCUGAAGACAUGCAGCGGUGCACAGCGGUGCUACUUGUGUUAGUGGUGUCCUUCUACUUCCUGAGCGCAGAAGCCUACAAGUGCAGGUGCACCAGAAAAGGACCGAAGAUCCGAUAUAAGGAUGUACAGAAGCUGGAGAUCAAACCCAAACACCCCUACUGCCAAGAGAAGAUGAUAUUCGUGACGAUGGAGAACGUGUAUCGGUUCAAGGGGCAGGAGUAUUGUCUUCAUCCCAAACUUCAGAGCACCAAGAAUCUGGUGAAAUGGUUCCGCAUCUGGAAGGACAAGCACAGGGUGUACGAGGCUUAAAACGUCGUCAAAACGAGCACACGUGGAUGGAGCGAGACUCAAAAAAGACGCCACCACCACCAGAACUGUUUUCACGCAGUACAGGAUGUUAAAAUGUACUUCUCCCUCUUCUGCCUGAGAUCUGUCAAACGCACUAAGAGAUAUCUUUAGUUCAUGUAUACGCCGGUGGGCUCAUUUUAGUCGGCCAUCAUCGUAGCUGCAGUCACUCACCACUCCAGUCUCUCACAACUGUAGUUAUACUUGUCGAAUAGUGGACGAGAUGCCGCCAUCUGUGUUCAGACAGCUCUAGGUUUGGUCCGAUGUGAUUUAAAGCAACUUCUCUUUUGCUUUCUAGGCUUCUUUCAAACUGAAAGAAGGAGAACGUGUCCUUCUAAAGAAACGAGAGAGCCUUUCUUUGACAGACGUAGGUCUUUCUGUUGUUAAGAUUUCCAGUUCUCUUUAUUCAGUAUGACAGGUGUAAUAUUUGUACAAUGCCAACACACUUAGGAUCUGGUCACCUGUGAUUAAAAGGUCGUAGAUGCAGCGAUGAAGGUUCUCAAUGAAUCUGAUUCUCUGAAAGUGUAGAGCAAGAGGCAGUGGUCACAUGUACACUAAUACAGAUGUUACUAUUGUUCAGCCACAUAGAGAUCUAUCCCUGUGUGUGUGUCUGUGUGUGUUAAUAUGCUCCGUACCCUUCACGUGUGUCAAACAAACACACCACUCUGCAGCACGUGUGUUCCACUAAACGUGCAUUGUUUACUCUCAGUAGAUAUUGAAAACACAAAUAGUUCACAUGUGCCAUUCCUACAUAAUUUACAGUCUGUGGAUUAAAGAAAACUAAAUGAUUAUCAUAUAACACAAAGAAAUCAAGACUGUGCAGUUUACAUCGACAAAAGAAGAUCUGUUUCAUCCUUUCUAGUUUUUCUUUUAGCUCCAUCUGUUCAAACAAUUAAUCUUCCACAAACUGUCUAUGUAAGCAUGAAACCAUGACAGCAUCCCGAGAGGGCAACACGUGAUAUUCUAAUCUAUUUGUCAUUGUGAGCUAUAGUAUCCCAGGAAAAUAUCCAAGUAAACAAAGAUUUACAUAUUAUCAGUGUGUCCAAAUUCUCCAACAUGAAGCUCAUUCGUUCGUACUGAUGAUGUAAAAUCUUUAAAAACUUGAUCGCACUCCUGGUUCAAGUUUAAAUUCUGUCUAAUCAUUGUCUUCAAAUAUGGUCAGUCAAUAUUUUAAAUAACUUCCUACUACAAGUGCAGCUUGUAGAUGUUAGGGACUAUUUUCACGUGUGGAUUUAUACAUAUUUGGUUAUUUAUGGCUGCACAAUGACGUCGGCAAAUAAAUCACAGUGUCCUUUAAUUAUUACCUAUCAUGAUAAUGAAUAACCCUAUAAGCCAGAGCAGCAGUAUGGCUCACUGAUGUGUUACAGUUUUUAGACACCGACAAAUUAACGAUAUCAGGCUUUGGAUACAUGGAAUAUUCUUGCUGUUUGGGUUGAAUCAUUGAUGUUGUUGUUUGUUUUCAUUUGAUUUUUGUAGACUUUAAUAAAAAUACAGAAUAUCAUUCAUUUUUAACUGUAAACCAGCUAUAGGUUGUGUUUUUAUCUUAUCUUAUUGAAAUCCAAACAAUUCAUUUUAGCUCAGAAAAAGAACAAUUUGGCUGUUCUGAUUUAAAACAACACUUUUUACUUGCAGUAUAAUAUAAAGCUUAUAUUUAGAUGUAUGUCAGGCUCCUCAUUUGCUCUGUUAAUACUCAUUCCACUGUCUCCUACAACCAACUCAUGAUUCUCUGCUCUUUCACCUUUAGAUCUCCUGAACAAUACUGUCAUCGUGUUAUCAUUUCUUAUGCUGUGGAUACACUUUGUAAUAAUGACUGUUGGUCAUAGUUUUGUUGCCAACAAACUGAAUUCACACACAAAUAUAUCUGCAUGUAUACAAAAUAAACCCCAUCACAUUUUCUUUACUCUUUGAAGAAUGUGCAUUACUCUUGUUUUAUAUCUUGAAUAUAUGAAUAUAUAUAAAGAAACAUUUUGUAAAUGGACCAGUACAACCUAUAUGUUAGUGAAAAUGAAUUCAUCUAAAUACCUUUAUAGUGUCAUGUAUAUUGUAUCACUGCAUUAGAGUCGUUCUUUUUUUUUGCUUUUGUUUAUUUAAAUCUUUGAUUUGGUAACAUAUAUUCGGAGGGUGCGUGUUUGGACUGGCCCACCUAACACACAGUUAGACGUUCCACUGAGUAUAAAACGAUAAACAGCAAUAAAGUGUCUGUAGACCA
Molecule: messenger RNA, 2823 nt
Organism: Limanda limanda (common dab)
Lineage: Eukaryota; Metazoa; Chordata; Actinopteri; Pleuronectiformes; Pleuronectidae
Gene: cxcl14
Product: chemokine (C-X-C motif) ligand 14
Exons: 4
Coding region: 279-578 (99 amino acids)
Biological process (GO): cell chemotaxis; antimicrobial humoral immune response mediated by antimicrobial peptide
Cellular component (GO): extracellular region
Molecular function (GO): chemokine activity
Source: RefSeq, a predicted model, not a curated record